UCAACCUGCAUACAUAUCUCGUGUAUCAAUGCUGGAAUAUUGCUUAACGUGAUUGUGUAACCCAAGCCUGAACUGACGGACGGACGGACGGACGGACGGACAACCGCCGGCAACAUGACGUCCGCACAGCUUCAGUAUAUCUAUAACGAGCUGGGAGAAGAAACACUGUCACCAACGUUUGUCAAGCAUUUAGAACACUAUUACGACCGGGCACCUGUCUCGGAUAAGGCCAGGUGUUUGGAGCUGAUCACUUCUAUCAAACUCGGAGAAGAGGUGAAGAGGUCACAGGUUCGCCGGCCAAAAACAGCAAUGCCUGCAUUAGGGGGGUCGGAGACAAUGGAGGACAUACUAAGUCCCUACAAGACUACUUACAAGCGGGAGUACAUCAAACGGAGGGACCCAGAUGUCCGAGCGCUCAGACCCAUGACGUCCCAGGCUUACACCAACGCCUUCAGCCUUAGCGGCCCUGUGGGCAAUACCACCUACCAUACGGACUACCACGCCAAAAGGGAGGCGCAGCAAGACCAAGUCAGAAGCGGGUCGGCUUCCGGUACACGGAAAAACAACCCACACCCUUCAAAUGCGUUCAUGGUCUGGAGGUUCCCGUCCAAUAAGAACCCUGUACCGGAUGUGACGCCAUGGACAGAGCAAGUGACGAACGAGAAGCUGAACCAGGUCCACAGAAGGCUGUGUUCCUCCACGUACCAGAACGACUACCUCGGUAUACCGCAAGGUUUCCAGGUACGAAGUGCAUAUAACCUUCCGGGAGAUUGGCGGGAAAAUAUACCAUACACACUAGACUCCGUACAGCGAUACUCCUACCAAGGCACUUCCCCACAGAAUGAGCUCCGAGUUCCAACAACGAGAUACGGAAGCAACCCAAAGAAGCAACUCCCGGCCAACGGCGGAAUUCCAACAGCGAACAACUACUUGAACAGCAUCAAGUCGCGAACUACGUACGACCGCCACUACAACGAGAACGCCGGCCCCGUCGUACGCCAGAUCCGAGAUGUCGGGAAUAAGUUGGGCAUAGAGACUCUCCGAAGACACUACGAGAGAGCUUCAGGUGAAGAGCGGGAACUGUUUGGCAGGUUGAUAGAUGCCUACCAGGAACCUAACAGCCAAUGGCCGCCUAAACCAUCAGCACGCGCAUGUUCACGGCCGAUGGUUCCGGCCAGCACUUCCGUCACAAAUUUCUGCACAGCACCAAUGCCUACACCACCUCCGAGCGCCCCCGGGCCUCAGACUCCGCACGUGCUGUCUUCGUAACCAUUUGGCCGUGUUACACGUGCUGAUUGUUGUAUCUGUAUGCUUUUGUUGUGUUUAAAGAUUGUGCACGUAAUCAGCUUAUAUCACGAACGUGUCAUUGUUUGUUUAGAUCUGUUUCGAUUUGUUGCGUCCGGUGCUGAUGUACCUUACAGGGUUUCGUCUGUGUGAUCAUGGAAUCUAUUGGGACAUUUCAAGUUUACUAAAAAUUAUGUGUAGACGGUGUGUGAAAUAAUUUUUCAACAGUACAAGCCAGCCUGGCUCGCUUGGUAUUUUUAGAUAUGAGUAGCCAUUGUGUGUUUUUACACUACCAAAUAAAAGAAGAAAUUUGGUAAGAGAGAAAGAAAAUUUAGUUUCCUCAAGGUCAGGGUCAAUGUCAAACAGGUUUGUAUCAGAACUAGAAAUAAGGGAACAUAAUAGGCACGGCAAAUAUUUCAGUUUACCGGGAAAUUCCCUCUUCGAACUUUCAUGUCUGACAACUAAAUAACAAAAUAUUAUACUGGAUGGAAAAUUAAGUUAGCGAGUCUGGCUGUCUUGAUUUCAUUUUCACUAGCCAGAGAGAAAAUAAUGUAGUCACGGGCUACCGGGCUGGCUUUUAUUUCACACACUGCGUUUAGAUCAUGUUUCAUCUUAUAGAUAUAAUUGUUGUAUACAAAUUAUGAAUGUGAUAUUUUACUGCACGCGGAUUUGUUUACCAAUUAAGUGGUAUAUUGGAUAUUUAGUGAAGUUGGAUGCUUACGUAUUUAAAAUUGUUUUUAAAACCCCCAAAUGUUCACAUAACCAUGACAUUAAAAUAUCAUAUGUCUUUACUCGGAGGCAUUGGUCGUUAAUUAUUAAAAUCUUAACGUAUUUGCUAAACUAUUAUUUGUCAUGUAUACCUUUCAAGGAUUGGCAUUCAUUAAGCCUACACAAGCAAUACAACAUCUAUUGCAAAUUAUUGUCAUACACUUUAUUCAGAGAUGCAGCAAACCGGAAGAGCAGUUUCCGCCAUGCCUCUGGCGUCAGGAAGGCUAACCCCGCUUGAAACUACUACCCCGAAGCCGGAUCUGACCAGAGUAUCAGACUGGCCCGGACCUCUGGCUCCAUGGUGACAUUAGC
Haliotis rufescens (red abalone) is the source of this 2364-nucleotide messenger RNA. RefSeq names its product testis-expressed protein 26-like. The record is from RefSeq and is a predicted model, not a curated record. NCBI's taxonomy places the organism in Eukaryota, Metazoa, Mollusca, Gastropoda, Lepetellida, Haliotidae. The transcript is spliced from 8 exons. Gene Ontology annotation, cellular component: cytoplasm. Bases 115 to 1269 code for a protein of 384 amino acids.